AUGACAGGAGUGGCAAAGGGCAAAGAGGCGAAGGCAUUGUGCUUCUCUCCUCCCCUCACCUCCUCCUUCGGUCUCCGGCUGAGGAAUCCCAGGCAGCGUUUAAUUGCAGAGUGCAAAGGCUUUAGUUGGGCUAAUGAGCUCAGCACCGGAGCCUCGCAGGGCGGCUGGAUUUUAGGUGGAGGGGAAAAGAAGGAAUUCAUAAAUUCAGAAGGCUCACAAACAACGGGACACCACCGAUUUCUUCAGCACAUCAACACCACCGCCCCCUGCUCCUGUCAGCACUGCGUCCACUAUGAGCAGCCAGCGUACGGCCAUCACGCUGGGCUGGGAUACCAACCAGCAUCAGCCAGACAGACAGACCACACAUCUCUGGACUGCAGGAGAGACACCCAGGCUCCUCGACUUAAAGACGGAGGAGGGAGAGCUUUCGUAGUGGACAGAGCUGAGAGAAGUGGCCAUCGCAGCCCACAGAGGAGGCCUGUGUUUGCAGGGCCGGGCCCUUACAGCCAGUCAGACGACUUGAGCCAAGUUUGCCCCUGGGAGUUGAACCCUGCCCAGUGGAGCUACCCGCCGGAGCCAGGGGUGAGACACUACCCGUCUGUCAGAGAACAGUGUGGCUGUGUGGUGCACAGCGACAUCAGGGCACACCCCUUUAACGCUGGGGUACCUCAUCCUCUCCCCCAUCUUCAGGUCAAAGGUCAGGGGUACAGGCACCGGAGGAAAGUCAGGUAUGUGUCAGUGGAAGAGGAGGAAGAACAGUUUGGAUGCAACUCUGAGAGCUAUAAUUCAGAGCCACACAAUCCCCAUCUGGGUUAUUUACACAUGCCAAAUGGCCACUGUGGACCAAGGCCUGCGUUCUUUGAGGGAGGGGAGGAAAGAGAUAGCCAUCAGGACCGGGGCAGACUGAAGGGUGGAUCAGAGGAGGACUGUAAUGGAGGCGAUGGUUGUCACAAAGGUUUCUUCCCCACUGAAGUCCCACAAAAACACUUGAACCAAAGAAGACAGAAGGAGCCCUGCGUCCCACCCUCUGGCAACAGCAGCCCAGAGCCCUCAAAAUCGACAACCAUCGGGGACCAUCAGUGCCACGGUUCGGCUGUGGCGAAGCAGAAGAGGAGGCAGGAUUCGGUGAGGGAUAAAAUCAAACAAGUGGUGACAGAUCUGGAGGAUGUGUUGGGGGGUUUGAAGCAAGUUCACAUGGAGAUGAAAGAGGUGGUCCAGCAGAUUGAUCGUCUCACAGCCCGAAUUGACCUCAGCGAGGAGAAGCCCUGCAUCACUCAGGGGGCGUCCAAUAAUGUUCACAGCUCAACUCAUCCAGGUGACCUGAGGGUGGCCCAACUGCAUGAUCACGAUCCUGCUCCAGUCCAGGCGAUGCAACACAUUGACGAAGACCGCAUCAUUUUAAGAACUAACUCUCCCUCCCCUGUUCACAUGGCCUCAGUCGUCAAAACCAGCCGCUUCACCCCACCCAGCAUCACUAAGGACAUCAACCACGAAAGGACAGGUGUAAACGGCCACCCGCCUCACCUCUAUCCCCGCCGAGACUCCAACCACGUUGGCCAAACUCAUCCAGAGCCCCACCCCCAGAGCCUUGACCCUACGGUAAUUAUUGGCAACAGCACCUCCAGUUCAAGAACUCAGAAGCCUCCUCUUUACCCUCAAAACGGGCGUUGUGGGAAGGGCCCGUACCCACCUCCCAAGCCUGUGAGGACCCCUGCCUACCCAGCGAGAGGCUGCCAGAGCACCAGCAUGGUUUGAGGGAGGGGGAGGGUGAUCUGCCCCAGUGCCAUGGGGGCCUGAAACGUGAGACCCUGCUGCAGCGAGUGGAGGUCAGAAUGGGACCAGGCAGGGGAACAACUCUUGGAGCUGAUGCAACUGAGACAAGCUGUCAGCCGGUGGAAACAGAGCACGGCCUCAAGGUGGGGAUAUUUCCAAUAUCCCCAGGGGAAACUCCCCCCCCAAGAGUCGACCUGCAGCUGUACAUCACGCAAGCACAGAAGCAUGGAGGAGUGGCAGUCAAACCUUCUAUUUAUGCUUUUUCAUGUGAAGUAGCAGCAAAUAUUGACGAGGAUAAAGCAAACUACUACUCAACAACGCACCAAUAGAAAGAUACAAGGUAUAUUUCUAUGAAUAUUUCUAUUUAAUUUAUACUAGGCUAUUUUUUAUUGCAAAUAAAUAUAUUUUCAGGCAGCUUACACCAGUAUGCAUACUACCUAACUUGAUGUAUGCUAUAUCAAGAUUUAUAUAAUCAAAACCAUUGCCUAGAUAUUUUACAAAUAAAGAGCUUGGAUAGGUUUUCUAACUUCUAUGUGGUUGUCAAAGUAUGUCAGAAGAAGGAGACUGGAAAGUUGGAGAAGCAGAGCUGAGAUAAAAUUACAAUACCAUAUAUUCUUCUUCCCUUAUUCACGCAAUCUGACAUCUCAAUUAGCUAACUCUCAGAGAUGCGCAUUGACUGCUGAAUGUCCCACAUUUCAAUAUGAAAUAAAAAA
This is a messenger RNA of Cyclopterus lumpus (lumpfish), 2486 nucleotides long. RefSeq lists its product as uncharacterized. The coding region runs from base 1 to 1755 and encodes 584 amino acids. Lineage: Eukaryota; Metazoa; Chordata; Actinopteri; Perciformes; Cyclopteridae. The record is from RefSeq and is a predicted model, not a curated record. Gene Ontology annotation, biological process: positive regulation of translation; positive regulation of cell size. The transcript is spliced from 5 exons.